Thecamonas trahens ATCC 50062 is the source of this 2190-nucleotide messenger RNA. Its product is annotated as polycystic kidney disease 2. Gene Ontology annotation, molecular function: calcium ion binding. NCBI's taxonomy places the organism in Eukaryota, Apusomonadida, Apusomonadidae. The record is from RefSeq and is a predicted model, not a curated record. Gene Ontology annotation, cellular component: membrane. The transcript has 2 exons. The coding region runs from base 1 to 2190 and encodes 729 amino acids.
AUGUAUGCCAGUGAGAGCUCGGGCUCUGUCGAGGCGGCCGAGGUGGCCGAGAUCGGUGGUCAAGUUCGUGAAGAGGCUGAAGAGGUCUCAUCGUCGUCGUCGCUCUCGUCGUCGGCUUCGGGACAGACUGCGCUGGAGCUGGCGUACCUCACGCGGAAUCUGGAAAAGGAUAUCAAGCAGAAGAUCCAGGUCAAGCAGCUGAAGCGUGAGUUCCGGGGCCAGCUGCUCGAGAUGGUUGUGUACUGCGUGUUUCUUGUGGUCUUCUCGCUUGUUGUGCUCAACUCGCGUGAUCCGCUCUACUCGUUCCAGUACAACGACUACAUGAAGGACCUGAUGCUGUAUGAGGAGUUUUCGGGCGACGUGACCAAGAUCUACAAGACGUUUUUCUCGGUGGCGACGUUUGAGGAGUUCUGGCAGUACAUGAAGGGCCCGCUCCUUGCUGGACUGUUCGAGUCGCCCGACGUGGGGCUCGGGCGCGGAUACAUUUACGGAGUCAACUACCUGGUGGGCGCGGUGCGGCUCCGGCAGGUGCGCGUGGCGCCGGGCAAGUGCGACAUUGUGACCGACUUUAAGGCCGUCUUUCCGCAGUGCUACGCGCGGUACUCGAGCUCGGCGGUGGAGCGCGGGCCGCACACGCCCAAGCUCAAGCCGUACUUUUCGUCGGACCAGCUGGGGACGACGCGGCAGGUUGCGCGUCUGCAGUGGUUCGAGGGUGGCGGGUACAUUGAGGACUUUUCGAUUGCGGACAACACGACGGUGCAUGAGGAGCACAUGGCAGAGCUGGAGAGCGACGGGUGGGUGGAUCUGCAGACGCGCGUGGUGUGGGUCGACUUUACGACGUACAACGCGAACCUCAACCUGUUCCACAUUGCGCAGAUGGCGUUUGAGUUUCUGCCUUCGGGCGGCGUUUUUCCAUCGUACACCUUCCGGGUGGCGCGGCUGUACAAGUACGCCGACACAGCACUCGGGCGGGCGCAGCUUGCAGGCGAGAUCAUCAUCAUGUUCUUUGUGGUCUGCUACCUCAUCCAGGAGGUGUACGAGCUGUGGAAGCACGGGUGCAUCGCGUACUGGCAGAAUGGAUGGAAUGUGAUCGACCUGGUCAACAUGCUGCUCUUUGUGUGCGUGUUUGGCAUCCGCAUCGCCAUUCUCAUCAAGCUCAACAACCUCGAGGUGGACCCGACGAACACGCGCAAGUUCUACAACUUUCAGCCGAUCUCGCUGCUCAACUCUGCCGAGCAAAACAUUCUGGCCGUCAACGCGUUUAUCCUCUGGUUCAAGGUCUUCAAGUACACCAAGUUCCUGCCGGGCAUGGACAUCAUUGCCGAGACGGUCUCCAAGUCGAUCCGCAACACGGUCUCGUUUGUGGCCAUGAUGGCCUUUGUUCUCUUUGGCUUUGCGCAGGCCGGCGUCCUCGCCUUUGGCACCGACGUCCCGGGCUUCCACACCUUUAUCGACACGUUCUUCACCCUCCUCCGGUCGCUGCUAGGCGACUUUGACUUUGUGGCCAUGCAGGAGUCGAACCGAGUCUUUGGGCCGCUCUACUUUGUUGUCUUUAUCGUCCUUGUCUUCUUCAUCCUCCUCUCCAUGUUCAUGGCCAUUCUCAACGACGCCUACACCGAGGUUCAGGACACCAUCCGCGAGAAGCAGAAGGACAAGGUCAACUUGCUCCACGUCUUUGGCUCGUGGAUUAAGGACCGCACGCAGGUCUUCCAGCAGGAGGAGGACGACGCUCAGGAGCUGCAGGACGCCAUUGUCGAGGGCGACCAAGACGACAAUGACCUCCUCGACCGCGACGAGAUCGAGACCAUCUUCAAAAAGUACAAGCGCGAGGCCAAGCAGCUGCUUGGCGUUAACAACGCCGAGGAGCUGCUCCGCGAGUUUGACACCGACGGCGACAAUUUGCUCGAUGUCGAGGAGCAGCGCAACCUGCUCCGCAACCUGCAGCAGCGCAAGCUCCAGGCCCAGGUCAAGAAGCACGAGCUCCAUGCCACGGGCGACAUCUCGGGCCCGCCGGCCGUGCUCGACGGCGACAAGCUCGACUCGGAGUUCUCCUCCUACAUCAUGUCGCUCAAGCGCGAUCUGAGCCACUUCCACGAGCGCCUCUCCAAGAUGGACAAGCAUAUGCGCAUCCUCAUGCGCGAGAUUGCGCCAGCGUCGGGCUCGUCAUCGUCGUCGUCGUCGUCGUCGUAA